GCUCUGAAAGCUGUGCAGGAUAUGAGUUGGUCCACUCUCUCCUCUCCUCCUCUCACACGCCACAGCAAAACCAUCCCCGUACAGGCCUUUGAGGUACAUGCACCACACACACACCACUUGAGAUAUACCCCUCCCCCUCCCCUGUCCCAUUGGUCCACAGGCUGACCAAUCAGUGGGUGUGGCUCGGAAUUCCUAGAUUCUCCAGGAAGUGUUGUUAUGCCCUGGGAGCCAGUCAGAUAAAUGAACAGUUCUGUCUGUUCUGUGACAUCAUGGAUGUCAUGGCUGUAGUCCUACCUCCCUCUCUCAGGAUGUGAUGGUUAGAUGACUGAUGUGACCAGAGUGUAGAUACUAGAGCCCUCAACGCUGUGCUCAGUGCAGCUGAUAACUACUGAGUGGGUAUGAUGGAAGGAUAAUCACUAUCAGUAACCAGGAAGUGGACACCUCAGCUAGCUAGCGCUCUAGAGAUGUAAACGCAAUGGCUGCCUGUGGUCAUGUUCCAUUUCAAUUCACUAUGUUCAGGACAUAGGCAUUUGAAUUCCGUUUCAGGAAUUGAAAAUGGAAACCUUCCGUAAUUAACUGAAUUUAAAUGGAACUCUUUAUAAACACGCACUCUAGCUGAGUUGACCAAUGAGCCUGCUGAACGUGAUCCAAAUUCAAUACGUUACCAUGUUUAAUCACUCUACACCCAGAUUAACAUCACUGGAUGUGUUACGUGUUUAUGAAGUUAGAAACAGCUGGAUUUGAGAAUCUGAACGUCCAUUGGUCAUAGCUCAUAUGGAGCUGAACAUUGAUUGACUCAAUGAUUGGUUUUCCACUCCCAGCCAUGAAAUCCACUCUGAGAGACAGUGGCCGUGUUCGAGAGCAUCAAAUCCGUGAUGCAUUGUGGGUAAAUUGUGAUUUACUGACUGAUCUAUAAACAACAAUCAGUAGUUAUUUAUGAUAAAAGGUGAUUUGUAGUCGCCUGCACUGUCGGUUGUGAUGUGGAGCACGCCCAAUAGCUAUAUCUCUGUCUGACCACACUAGACUGUGGAGGCAGCAGACACAGAUUAACAAUCAGUCACCUCCACUCCCCUGUGUGGUUUAUACAGUGGUUGAGGGGAUACGUCAGAUGGUUUCACAUCCACUGUGUGCGUGUGUGUGUGUGCGUGCGUGUGCAUGCAUGUUGUGUGUGUGCUUCAUGACCUCCUUUCUAGACACUUCCUGUUUGCAGGAGAAGAAGUGUGUUGUGCUCAUGGGUGAGAUGUGGGGGGGGCUGGGGUGUUCCUCAUAAAACCGCUAUGUCAGAUUCACCGCAGACAGAGCAACGGCUGUAUCAAACCUCCAUCUAGACAGAGCUAUACUGUAACUGUACUGACCUAAUAAUAAUAAUAAUAAUAAUAAUCUGUGACGUUGAUGUAUUUUAUUGUUAUAUUUGUUAUAUGUAUCGUUAUAUUUAUUGUUUUAUUGAUACUAAAAGAUCUAGGAUACAUUCCACUGAGAACCCAGAUUAGAUUGUUUUCAUGGAAUGCUUGGUGCCAACAUGGAGGAUAGUAUAGUGAACUUGUGGCGCUGACUGUGCAUCGACCCACUGACUCCCCCUGGUGGUGACACCUGUAGUAUUAAAGCUCUUAUUUCACACUGAAGAAGCUGUAGUUUAUUAUGUGGAUAAAGAAUUCUGGUUUUGUCCUGUCUGUCUCUGUGUCUGUCUGUGUGUGUGUGUCUGUCCGUCCGUCCGUCUGUCUGUUUGUAACCCCUCUGUCCCUUCUGUCUGUCUGUCCCUCCAGGUGAAGUUGGAUGUGAACCUGGCAGACCUGACUAAGAUAGGGAAGAGUCAGAAGCACAGUCUGUCUGUGGACGUGGAGGGAGGGAGGCUAGUGGUGAUGAAGAGGUUGAAGGAUAACCAGGAGGACUGGAACACCUUCACACACCACAGGAGUGAGGACACACAGUCACAGACACACACACACCACAAGAGUGAGGACACACAGUCACACACACACACAACACACCACAAGAGUGAGGACACACAGACACACACACACACCACAAGAGUGAGGACACACAGUCAUAGACACACACUACAAGAGUGAGGACACACAGUCACACACACACACCACAAGAGUGAGGACACACAGACACACACACACACCACAAGAGUGAGGACACACAGACACACACUACAAGAGUGAGGAAAACAGUCACAGAAAACAACACACACACACCCCAAGAGUGAGGACAACACCCGUCAUAGACACACACUACAGAGUGAGGACACACAGACACACAAAACACACCACAAGAGUGAGGACACACAGGGCACACACCACACACCACAAGAGUGAGGACACCCCGUCACAGACAAAACACCCCCAAGAGUGAGGAACACACAGACAACACACACACCACAAGAGUGAGGACACACAGUUACAGACACACACCACAUGAGUGAGGACACACAGACACACACACACACACCACAAGAGUGAGGACACACAGUCACAGACACACACCACAAGAGUGAGGACACACAAACACACACACACACUACAAGAGUGAGGACACACAGUCACAGACACACACACACACCACAAGAGUGAGGACACACAAACACACACACACACAACAAGAGUGAGGACACACAGACACACACACACACCACAAGAGUGAGGACACACAGUCCAGACACACACACAAGGUGAGGACCACACAGUCACAGACACCACCACCAAAGGGGUGAGGACACAGACACCACCCACCACACCCCACCACAAGAGUGGGGACACACAGUCCACAACACACACUAAAUAGUGAGGACACACAGUCACAGACACACACCACAAGAGUGAUGACACACAGUCACAGACACGCACUACAAGAGUGAGGACACACACACACACCACAAGAGUGAGGACACACAGUCACAGACACACACUACAAGAGUGAGGACACACAGACACACACACACACCACAAGAGUGGGACACACAGACACACCACACACACCACAAGAGUGAGGACACACGUCACAGCCCAAACACUACAAGAGUGAGGACACAGUCACAGACACACACACCCCACAAGAGUGAGGACACACAGUCACACACACACACCACAAGAGUGAGGCCCACACCGACACACACACACCCCACAAGAGGGAGGACACACGACACACACAUAAAGAGUGGGGGACACACAGUCACAGACACACACACACACACCACAAGAGUGAGGACACACAGUCAUAGACACACACUACAAGAGUGAGGACACACAGACACACACACACACCACAAGAGUGAGGACACACAGACACACACACACACACCACAAGAGUGAGGACACACAGUCACAGACACACACCUACAGAGUGAGGACACACAGUCACGACACACACACACCCCCACCAAAGAGUGAGGACACACAGCACCCACACCCCCCCAAGAGUGAGGCACACAGACCACCACAACACCAAAAAGGUGAGGACCACAGUCACAGAACACACCACAUGAGGGGGGGGACACACAGGAACACACAACACCACCCCAAGAGGGGAGGCCACACAGUCCAGACAAACCACUACAAGAGUGAGGAACCCCAGUCCCAGACACACACAAAACACCACAAGAGUGGGACACAAAAAACACACACACAAACCCACAAGAGUGAGGACACACAGACACACACAACACCACAAGAGUGAGGACACACAGUCACAGACACACAUACAAGAGUGGAGGACACACGUCACAGGACACACACCACAAGAGUGAGGACACACAGACCAACACACACAAGAGUGAGGACACACAGUCACAGACACCCACUACAAUAGUGAGGACCCACAGUCACAGACACACACCACAAGAGUGAUGACAACAGUCACCAGACACACACUACAAGAGUGAUGGACACACACACACACCACAAGAGUGAGGACACACAGUCACAGACACACACUACAAGAGUGAGGACACACAGACACAACACACACCACAAGAGUGAGGACACACAGUCACAGACACACACACACACACCACAAGAGUGAGGACACAAAAACACACACACACCACACAAGAGUGAGGACACACAGACACACACACACACCACAAGAGUGAGGACACACAGUCACAGACACACACUACAAGAGUGAGGACACAGUCACAGACACACACCACAAGAGUGAGGACACACAGGCACACACACACACCACAAGAGUGAGGACACACAGUCACAGACACCCACUACAAUAGUGAGGACACACAGUCACAGACACACACCACAAGAGUGAUGACACACAGUCACAGACACACACUACAAGAGUGAGGACACACACACACACCACAAGAGUGAGGACACACAGUCACAGACACACACUACAAGAGUGAGGACACACAGACAACACACACACACCACAAGAGUGAGGACACACAGUCACAGACGCACACCUCAAGAGUGAGGACACACAGACACACACACACACACACACACCACAAGAGUGAGGACACACAGUCACAGACACACACACACACCACAAGAGUGAGGACACACAGUCACAGACACACACACACCACAAGAGUGAGGACACACAGUCACACACACACACACACCACAAGAGUGAGGACAGUCACAGACACAAACACACCACAAGAGUGAGGACACACAGUCACAGACACACACACACCACAAGAGUGAGGACACACAGUCACAGACACACACUACAAGAGUGAGGACACACAGUCACAGACACACACACACACACCACAAGAGUGAGGACACAGGUCACACACACACACCACAAGAGUGAGGACACACAGUCACAGACACACACACCACACCACAAGAGUGAGGACACAGUCACACACACACACACCACAAGAGUGAGGACAGUCACAGACACACACACACACCACAAGAGUGAGGACAGUCACAGACACACACACACCACAAGAGUGAGGACACAAACACACACACCACAAGAGUGAGGACACACAGACAGACACACACACACGACUAAAGUUAGGACACACAGUCACGCACACGACUAAAGUGAGGAGACACACACUCCUUCUCUCACACUCGUUCUUUCUCUUCCUGUUUCUGUCCCUCAGUCCGUCAGCUGAUAAAGUCUCAGCGUGUUCAGAACAAGCUGGGCAUCGUGUUUGAGAAGGAAAAGGAGAAGAGCCAGAGGAAAGACUUCAUCUUCACCAGCGCUAAGGUACGCACACUAGGAAGCAUGCAUAUAUACUGUAUAUUCUAGUAAAUGUUUGUUUGCAGAUUCACACUAUGGUUUAUCUCUCUCGCACACACACAUUGUACUAAAGGCUGUGAAGAAAUAAACACUUUGGCUGUGAAUCAAGCCAUUAAAUGUCUAUUAGCCCCAUGUUGCAUCCUACACAGAGCUGUACUGUGUGAAUCCUCAUCUUCAUUAAAGCGUCAAUCAGCAGUUGAAACAAUAACCAAGCGCCCUACCCGCCACUGUUUCGCUGAAAGCUGAGGAUAGAGAAAUAUAACCACUCUAAAAUUCAUAGACAGAGCUAUGGAUGCAAGGACUGACCAUCCAUGAUAUCAGAAUUAGUUUUUUUGUAAUUUUUACCCCCUUUUUCUCCACAAUUAGUGUGAUUACGAUCUUGUCUCAUCGCUGCAACACCCCAACGGGCUCGGGAGAGGCGAAGGUCGAGUCAUGCGUCCUCCGAAACAUGACCUGCCAAGCCGCGCUUCUUAACACCCGCUCGCUUAACCCAGAUGCGCCAAUGUGUCGGAGGAAACACCGUUCAACUGAUGACCGAAGUCAGCCUGCAGGCGCCAGGCCCGCCACAAGGAGUCGCUAGAGCGCGAUGAGCCAAGGAAAGCCCUCCCGGCUAAACCUGGACGACGCUGGGCCAAUUGUGUGCCGCCCUAUGGGACUCCCGGUCACGGCCGAUUGUGUGCCGCCCUAUGGGACUCCUGGUCACGGCCGAUUGUGUGCCGCCCUAUGGGACUCCUGGUCACGGCCGAUUGUGUGCCGCCCUAUGGGACUCCUGGUCACGGCCGAUUGGGACUCAGGCUGUAGUGACGCCGCAACACUGCGAUGCAGUGCCUUAGACCGCUGCGCCACUCGGGAGGCCCAAAAUGAGUUCUGACCAUGUUGAGGCUGUACAUUAUUUGUUUACAAACAUUGGAGUAAAACAAGCUUAUAUUUGGGGUUCUGAUGGGGAACGACAGUUGAACUAAGCUGCUGAAGCAAAUAAGUUACAUUCUUCAAGAAACAAUGGAUAAAUAUCAUUAGUUUAGUCCAAACAUGGAUGUAGCUACUGCAGAUUACCCCUUUAAACCCAAACGAAGUCCACCUGUCUGUGCCUUGAUCAGCACCUGGGAGCGAACACAUUAAGCAAUAGGACAAUUCCACAGUAACAAAGUGAUGCUGAACAAAGUGAUGCCAAACAAGAACCAAUGAUUGCAAAGUUAAACAAACCAUACAACUCUAUGCACAAGGACUACAUUUAACAACUUCCACUGAAAAAUAAAAACACAUUUACUUGAACAGAGGAGAUGCAAAGCCCGGUAACAGAAUUCCAGUUUGUGCUGUUGGUGCCAUCAUUCUGUUACCAAAUUUUGCAUCUGCACUGUUCUUCAAGUAAAUGUGUUUUCAGCAUCACUCUUAUCGUGGAAUUGCCCAAUACCAAACCUAAGAAUAUACAGUCCACCACGUCCUCCAUUACACACUGUGGCAGACCAGGGGAUUUGAUCAAGAUGUUUACACAGAUCAGACACAAGUGUGAUACCUCAAUUUCAAGGUGUUUAUUUAAACCAAUAAAGAAAAAGAAAAGAAACAGGUCUCCUCCAGGAGACCUCUUCCGGGUCACCGCCUUCUGGGCUCCGGGGAACGCUGUCUCCUCUGGGGUAGAACACAGAGCCCCUCGGUUCUAUCAGACCGUGAGGACGUCUGUCCAGUAGCAACCACUCACUACCUCCAACCCUCCCGGCAGCUUUAUGGGCCCUGUACGGCUGGUGAGCAAUCAGCCCCUUGAUUACUCACCAGCCUCAAUCAGCCCCAAUUAGUCCUGGCCAGAGGACCCGUCGAGACCUGGCACGUCCAGAAGAGGGAGACACCGCCACGUGAUGUAGACUCCGUCUGUCACCAGGCCUCGAUGAGUCUCCCCCUGGUGGCUUGUCCGCGGUACACCACAACACACACACACACACACACACACACACACUCUCACACUAACUGUACACUGUGCGUGUUGUCAGAAGCGGGAGGCUUUUUGUCAGCUGCUGCAGCUGAUGAAGAACAAACAUUCCAACCAGGACGAGCCAGACAUGAUCUCCAUCUUCAUAGGGACCUGGAACAUGGGUGAGCACACACACACACACACACACACACACACACACACACACACACACACACACACACACACACACAAUACAUGCUAAAGAUCACCUUAAAAUAAAAUAAAAAUGAAGAGAAUAUUCCAUUAGGUCUAGAACUCAUCUCAACCGUAGACCAAUUUUGAUGUCUGGAAAACUCUGACAAACAUUGAUUGUGGAGUGAACUAUCGCUUGAAUUGUCUAAUUGUCGUGUGUGUGUGUGUGUGUGUGUGUGUGUGUGUGUGUGUGUGUGUGUGUGUGUGUGGUGUGUGUGUGUGUGUGUGUGUGUGUAGGCUCUGUGCCCUCCCCCAAGGCGGUGGGUUCCUGGCUGUUGUGUCGGGGGCUGGGGAAGACGCUGGAUGAGAUGACCGUAACCAUUCCUCAUGACCUCUACGUGUUCGGAACGCAGGAGAACUCUGUGUGUGACCGUGAGUGGGUCGACUCACUCCGCACCGCACUCAAAGAACACACAGAGCUGGAUUACAAACCGGUGAGAGAGAGAGGGAGGCUGAAUGGGGCUCUGGUCAAUAGUAAUCCACUACAUGGGGAAUAAGGUGUUGUUAGGGAUUGUUCCGUUGGGGAAUAAGAUGUUGUUAGGGAUUGUCCCGUUGGGGAAUAAGAUGUUGUUAGGGAUUGUCCCGUUGAGGAAUAAGGUGUUGUUAGGGAUUGUCCCGUUAGUCUAAAUUAGCCUGAUCUGAGAAGCGGCAUGGCAGAAUGGUUGGGUUUACUCCUGAGGUUAACUUCAAUGUUAUGCUGUUUUGCUCUCCUGGGUUCUAGAUUGCAGUCCAGACUCUGUGGAACAUUAAGAUAGCGGUGCUGGUGAAACCAGAACAUGAGAACCGCAUCAGUCAUGUGGGAGUGUCCAGUGUUAAAACGGGCAUUGCUAAUACGCUGGGUAAGACCGCUCUCUCUCACACCAACACACACACACACACAGUUACAAACAAUUCACUAUAUUCAUGCUGUAUGUUUGUCCUUUCUUGUUGCUAGGUAACAAAGGGGCAGUGGGCGUGUCUUUCAUGUUUAAUGGAACUUCCUUCGGCUUUGUGAACUGUCACCUGACAUCAGGCAACGAAAAGAUCGGCAGGUACGCACACACACACACUCCUCUUCUGCAAUCAAAUGUAAAAUUAUAUCAUUGGGUAAUGUAUCAUUAUGUGAAGUUUGACAGGACUCCAUAUUUGCACCAAACUCGCCCUAUGGCCAUAAGUGGUGUACUUACCAGGGGAUAGGGUACUAUUUGAGAUGCAGCCCCUUGCCUUAAACUGCUCACCACCCUUCCCCUUCAACCCUUCCCUGACCCCUGACCCCUGCAGGAGGAACCAGAACUACCUGGAUAUCCUGCGGCUGCUCUCUCUAGGAGAUAAACAACUGAGCUCCUUUGACAUCUCUUUACGCUUCACACACCUCUUCUGGUUGGGAGACCUCAACUACAGGCUGGACAUGGACAUACAGGUACCCUGACACACACACACACACACACACACACACACACACACACACACACACAGAGUGACACAUGCACACACACACACACACACGCACAGAGUGACACAUGCACACACACACAAACGCACACACCUAAACCCAUGCACAAACACACACGCAUGGACGCACACACACACACACGGCGACACAUGCACACACAGACACACAAACACAGAGACAGCUGCACACACACACAUGGACCAUUGCACACCCUCUCUCUCUCUCUCUCUCUCUCUCUCAGGAGAUCCUGAACUACAUCAACAGGAAAGAGUUUGAUCCUCUGCUGAAGGUGGACCAGCUCAACCUGGAGAGAGAGAAGAACAAGGUGUUCCUGCGCUUCGGUCAGUCACAUACACACACACACCACACACACACACACACACACACACACACACACACACACACACACACACACACACUCCUUCCCCUCAUUCGCUAUGCACUCUACUGUAUUCUGUGAAAGACUUUGUUGAAAGUCCUUUGUUGUAAUGUGUGUUUGUGUAUACUCUGUUACAGCGGAGGAGGAGAUAUCGUACCCACCCACCUAUCGUUAUGAACGCGGCUCUAGGGACACAUACGUGUGGCAGAAACAGAAGGCCACAGGGGUACGUACACACGUACUCCCUUUUUGGGGAGUAAACAUUUAUUCCCAUACAAAAUCCUAUUUUCCCAAACCCUAACUCCUUGAAGUGGCAAUCAGCAGUAGAAACCAUAAAGCGUAUUCCCCGCCCCUGUUUCGGUAAAAAGCUGAGGGAUGGGGCUGGAGAAAUGUAACCACCCUCAAAUUCAUAGACGGAGCUAUGGAUGCAAGGACUGACCAUCCAUUAUAUCAAAAUUAUAGUUUUAACCAUAUUUUUAGGCUAUAUAGUGUUUGUUUACGUUUACUUUGUUUACAAACAUUGGAGUAAAACAAGCUUAUAUUUUGGGUUCUGAGGGGUACGACAUUUGAACUAUGCUCAUGAGGCAUUUAUAAGUUAUUCUUCAAGAAUCAAUGGUUACAUAUCAAUAAAGUCCAAAAAUGGAUGUAGCAACUGCUGAUUGCCCCUUUAAGCCUAAAAUAGCAUUUUAACAAAUUCAGGACAUAAAAAAGUCCUGACUUUUCAAAAAUGGUCUUGUUUUCUUACCUUGUCAGGACAUUGUGGUGACUUGUUAGGACAUUGUGGUGACUCGUCAGGACAUUGUGGUGACUCAUCAGGACAUUGUGGUGACUCGUCAGGACAUUGUGGUGACUCGUCAGGACAUUGUGGUGACUCGUCAGGAUAUUGUGGUGACUCGUCAGGACAUUGGGGUGACUCGUCAGGACAUUGGGAUGACUCGUCAGGACAUUGUGGUGACUCGUCAGGACAUUGUGGUGACUCGUCAGGACAUUGGGUUGACUCAUCAGGACAUUUUGGUGACUCGUCAGGACAUUGUGGUGACUCGUCAGGACAUUGUGGUGACUUGUUUGUCAGGACAUUGUGGUGACUUGUUUGUCAGGACAUUGUAGUGACUUGUUUGUCAGGACAUUGUGGUGACUUGUCAAGACAUUGUGGUGACUUGUCAGGACAUUGUGGUGACUUGUCAGGACAUUGUGGUGACUUGUCAGGACAUUGUGGUGACUUGUCAGGACAUUGUGGUCCUGAUAAGGUGAGAAACAUACACAAAUACACUCCGGCUCAGAUGGAGAGAUCUCUGUUCACUCACAUCUCUUCUUCCUCCUUCUCUCUCGCUCCCCCCUACCCUCCCUGCCCCCCCCUCCCUCCCCCCUCCCUCCCUCCCUCCCUCCCUCUCUCUCUCUCUCUCUCUCUCUCUCUCUCUCUCUCUCUCCCUCCCUCCCACCCUCCCUCUGUCUCUCUCUCUCUCUCCCUCCCACUCUCUCUCCCUGUCUCUCUCGCCCUGCCUCCCUCUCGCUCUGUCGCCCCUCCCUCCCUCCUCCCUCUCUCUCCCUCCCACUCUCUCUCUCCCUCCCACUCUCUCCAUCUCUCUCUCGGUCUCUCCCUCUCUCUCUCUCCCUCUCCCUCCCUCUCUCUCUCCAUCCCUCAGAUGAGGACUAAUGUCCCCUCUUGGUGUGACAGGAUCCUGUGGAAGUCUUACCCUGAGACUCACAUUGUUUGUAACUCCUAUGGUGAGACCCUGCAUCUUCAACAACUCUGUGCAGCUAUUUACUGUAUAACAAUAUUGAACACCUGACGUUCUGUUUCAGUUACCUUAUACCCCUAGUGCUGGCGUUUAGCACAUAAUGUGAUGAAAUCAUGUUUCCCUCUCAGGCUGUACAGAUGACAUGGUGACAAGUGACCACUCCCCAGUGUUUGGUACGUUUGAGGUGGGGGUCACCUCACAGUUCGUCUCCAAGAAA
Molecule: messenger RNA, 11148 nt
Organism: Coregonus sp. 'balchen'
Lineage: Eukaryota; Metazoa; Chordata; Actinopteri; Salmoniformes; Salmonidae
Source: the annotation of a GenBank genome assembly